AUGAGAAUUGUGUUACAGAAAGUAAGCGAAGCUAGCGUCACCGUUGGAAGCGCAGUUGUUUCCCAAAUUAAACAUGGAUACAUGCUAUUAGUUGGGAUUGGUACUGAUGAUAAGCUAGAAGAUAUUGACAAACUGUCGAAGAAAAUACUCACAUUUCGGGGAUUUGACGAUGAUGCAGGUUAUGGAUGGAAAAGAAACAUUAGCGAAGUGGAUGGCGAGAUCUUAUGCGUGUCCCAAUUCACACUUAUGGCACGUACAAGCAAGGGCACUAAACCAGAUUUCCAUUUAGCACAGCGUGGGGAAUUAGCCAAUGAAUUGUAUGGACAAUUUAUGGACAAGUUGAAGGCAGGAUUGGGAGACGAUAAGGUACAAAACGGUGUAUUUGGAGCCAUGAUGAGUUGCAAGUUGACAAACGAGGGUCCCGUGACUAUUAUCUUCGACUCUAAAGCGUGA
Molecule: messenger RNA, 453 nt
Organism: Kluyveromyces lactis
Lineage: Eukaryota; Fungi; Ascomycota; Saccharomycetes; Saccharomycetales; Saccharomycetaceae
Gene: DTD1
Product: D-tyrosyl-tRNA(Tyr) deacylase
Exons: 1
Coding region: 1-453 (150 amino acids)
Biological process (GO): tRNA metabolic process
Cellular component (GO): cytoplasm
Molecular function (GO): D-tyrosyl-tRNA(Tyr) deacylase activity
Source: RefSeq, a predicted model, not a curated record